UUGGGAUUAGUCGGCUUGCGAUCGUUGAACAAUGCACACAAUGUUUGGAUUUCUCGGUCGAUUUGUGUGGCUCCUCAGUGUUGUAAUAAGUGUUGCUGUGGCUAGCGAUGAUGGGCCACAGUUUUAUACAGCUGGUGUGGCGGAAUUUCGACCGGCGAUAAUGGGCGCUACUUCGCAACAGCUGUUGGAAUCGAAUCUGGCCGGUUAUCUGGAGCUCAUGCACUCCGGCAAUGGCACUACGGAUAUCAUUGUUUUCCCAGAGGCCACUCUAAAUACAGUACUCACUCUGACAGCGGUGCCGGAGAUCACGGAUCAAAGUUUAUGUGAAGAGCAGCCAGGUGAUGAUCCCGAAAUAGCUCCUUUUCUAAGGCGACUGGCCUGUGCGGCCAGGGAAUAUAGCACCUAUCUCGUUAUAAACGUAAAGGAGCGGUCACCAGAGAAUUGUCCUACGGGAACCACCUGUUCCAAUAGGGGAUAUAACAUCUUCAAUACCAAUGUGGUGUUCGAUCGACUGGGCGCUGUAGUAUCUCGCUACAGAAAGUGGAAUCUAUACCUGGAACCGUCCACCAAUCGAACUGAAUCGCCCGAAUUGGCCACCUUUGGCACCGACUUCAAUGUCACCUUCGCUCAUUUUAUCUGCUUCGACAUGCUCUUCUAUACGCCCGCUCAGGAUUUGGUGGAGCGUUUGGGCAUUCGCCAUUUGAUAGUCACCAAAAUGUUUAACUCCGAGCUGCCUUUUCUCACAGCAUCCCAAUUUCAGCAGGGUUGGGCUUGGGCCAAUCGUGUGAAUCUGCUGGCCUCCGGAGCAAGUGUUCCGCGGUCGGGAAUAAGUGGCAGUGGCAUUUAUGCAGGUCAACAAGGAGCUUUGACUCGUCUAAUGAUCACGGACGAGAUGGAGGGUCAAAGGAAGUUGCUUUUGGCUAAAGUUCCCCUAAAUCCCGAGGAUCAGAUUCUCACGGAUGAGAUUUUGGAACCGGAAAAGACGUCACCGAUUAAGCUAAAACUCCUGCAGCAACCGGAAUUGGAUAAAUUCGCCACCUGGGAAUUGCCCAUGGUCCAGGAAAGUUCGGUGAACAAAAGGAUAUGCCAGAAGGAUUUGUGCUGUGAGUUUCAGAUUAGUUGGACGCUAGUGGAAUCGCUGUCGGGAUAUAGCUACAGAUUGGGUGUUUGGGUGGGCGAAAGGCGCUACGAGGAGGAGCAGUACAGUGCCAUCCGGCUGUGUGGUUUGUUCGCCUGCAGCGGUGCCAAUGUGGAAAGUUGUGGGCUAAUCGGCGAGCAGCAAGGACACCCAGUCAUGUUCACCAAACUACAGAUCCUUGGCGAGUUUGUGCGAAAACCACGGCGUCUCAUUAUGCCCAGCACUCUCGGCUCAUCCAAUCUCUACGCCCUGCAGCCCUCGCAAUUAAUUUGGUCAACGGAGGAAACGGAUAAUCUAACCAGGAUUAAGAUGGAACUGCGACAGCCGCACAGCCAGCUAAUGACCUUCGCCAUAUAUGGCAACUAUUUUGAUGAAUAUGCGUCUGGUGGAGCCGGCACAGUGGAGGCCAUCACACUGGGAGCGCUGCUGUUUCUGCUUAUCACGCCGCUAACGAUGAUGCAUCUCAUCUGGGAGUAGGUCAGUCCAUUAUCACUCACUUAUCUAUGGAUAUCAAACCCUCUUAAGGUGAAAUUCGUUCAGGAGACUAAGGCUAGUGGAUAUUAUUUAUACAUUUAUUAUGUUUCAAAAAGCUUUAUAAUAUUACAUUUAAAUUGUUAUUAAAUACUCCAUGAACUAAUUUAGUGCUUUUCCUUAUAGCUUAUAAUUAUUAUAUGAAUAAAUAACUAAACUAUAUUAUUAAAUUGAAUUUCGCAAAUAAAUUUUAAUUUGGCUAUAAGUUUUUUUUUAUUUUGAAAUUUUUGUGAGUCAUUGAAAAAAUAGUUCUACAACAAAACCCUACCAAAAAAAUAUAUACAAGUCUUAUUUUCUCGGUUUUUUUUAUUAUAAUAUUUAAAAGCAAUGAUAACCAAAACAAUGAUCUAAGCUCUCGUAAUAAAUAUGAAGUGCUUGCCAAACUAUUAAAUUUGAACAAGUCUAUUAAUUGCAAGUCAUUUUUCACAAAUUCGUUUUAAUGUGCAGUUGUGUAAUAAAUCAGGAAAAAUGUGUAUAAAAAUUUUGAUUUACUCGUGCGACUGUCAAAACCGACUUGAUUUUCUUUGUCGCCUGCCAACUCAUUAAAAUCAAUGUGUGCAUGCUUGAGUGUGUAAAUGUAUGUGUGUGUGUGUUGCAAUUGCUGCGGGCUGCACUUUAUAUUUGCAGUUGUUUGUGUAGUUGCCCUUAAGCUGGCACAUUGUAAUUAAGUGUCGCUCAAACAGACACACACUGAAAAAAAACAAGAUUUUUAAGGUCAGCAAUAUAUAUGUAUACUUGUUCAUUUUAAAUAGUUAUACAUUUGACAAAUCCGUUGUCAACAUUUUGUUUGUUUUAAAAAGUUCCUAAGAAAGGUAUUUGUAAAACAAGUCUCCCAAAAUUCUAUUCAUUAUUUUAAAUUGUAGCAACAGCAACUAGACAAAAGAAAAAAUAUUUAUUGUCAAACUUGUUUUUUAGUUGCAAUAAUGUCAAAGGUAAUAUGCAGUAAUAUUAAAACUAUAUAUAUAACUUUAAGGGAUUUAUAAGGGAUCAUAUUCAAAAUGUAUAUUAAAGGACACAAAACCAUAUAGCUAAUGUGUUGAAUGCAUUAAGUAAUAGUUUUGAUAUAUUUGCCCUUAUCACUUAAAUUGGUUUCGAUAUUCUUUUAUUUAUGGUUUAAGGAACAACAAAACCAUUUUUUUUAUUAAUUUCCCAGUAUACCAUUAAGAUGUGCAAUAAAUGUAUUAAAAAUAAUCAUUUUUUGAAGAUUGAAAACUAAAUGACUAAAUAAAAGUGCUUUUAAUUAUAUUUGCAAAAAA
This is a messenger RNA of Drosophila elegans, 2925 nucleotides long. RefSeq names its product vanin-like protein 3. Gene Ontology annotation, molecular function: hydrolase activity, acting on carbon-nitrogen (but not peptide) bonds, in linear amides. Lineage: Eukaryota; Metazoa; Arthropoda; Insecta; Diptera; Drosophilidae. The transcript has 2 exons. The record is from RefSeq and is a predicted model, not a curated record. Bases 32 to 1615 code for a protein of 527 amino acids.